CUCUGUUCAAGUGCCAGUGGCAAAAUGCCGACAUUAGGUGGAUAGCGAAGUUGUCUGAGAUUACAGUCCACCUAGCGCCCAAAUGGCCUAUUCAGCUACGGUAUCCAGAGCAAAUAGCCAGAGAAACCCAUUCAUGACAUUUCAUCUCACCGCAAAUGGCAAGUUGUCUUGUAUCGUCGCCCUAUCUCUGCUACUCGUUACUCAUAUUUUAUUCAGUUAUUUACAAAUACUCAUAAAUAACUUGAAUAACUUGAAUAACUUGAAUAAUUCACGCAUCCGGUCCGUAAACAGCGCUCUGAGGCCAUGAGGCGGAACGACCGAGAGAGUUUGCCCCUUCAACUAAGAGGGCCUGCUCCCUACGCUUGUCUUCGGGUUUC
Hyaloscypha bicolor E is the source of this 377-nucleotide messenger RNA. RefSeq lists its product as uncharacterized. The record is from RefSeq and is a predicted model, not a curated record. Bases 83 to 307 code for a protein of 74 amino acids. Lineage: Eukaryota; Fungi; Ascomycota; Leotiomycetes; Helotiales; Hyaloscyphaceae. The transcript has a single exon.